GCGGUGGGUCGACUUUCUUCAGCUCUGUAUCUCACCAUGGUUAGCUGACAAGGGCAGCUGUAGUCAGAGUGGAGUAUUCAAACAGAAAGUACAGUAAUCAACAAAAUAUCUUAGGUACUCGUUGUUAUAUUGCUCGGAUAAAAUAUUCAAAGAACGCCAAAAUGAACGAUAAUUUGUCCUGGACAGCCAGUGGCAAAUCUGUUCUAAUGGUCAACAUCCGCCACCUGUGGGUGUUGGGAAUUUGGGAACUGGGUGAAACCAGCCUGUUCACAUUACAGUCAAUGAUCGCAUUCGGGAUGGGCGCUUUCAUCAUAGUGGAUCGUGCUGUAGCUGUUUACUUCAUCUGGGGGAACUUUGAGCUAACCACGCUUGUUCUGCUCAUCACUUUCACCGGUGGCAGUGGAGUCGUGAAAAUGGCUGUCUUUGCCUACAACAGACGGCAGUACCACUCCCUGGCUAACCAGCUAGACGAGCUACUGUCCCUCCAACGUGGGUCCUGCUCAGAGGACCCUAACUUGGCAGCCAUUUUAGCAUCAUCCCGUCGGAAAGCUGCGCGCCUCACGAAGGGGCUGCUACUGCUCAUGCUGUCGCAGACUCUCUUGUGGAUGUCGGUGCCGCUCGUAGCCUACCCAGAGGAGAGCCGUCUGCCCUUUGUUCAGCACCAGUGGGACCACAACAACAACCUUUAUGGGAUCUCCUAUAUCGUGCAAUGCCUGUCGGCUGUCUGGGUGAGUCAGAUAAGCUUGGGUGUGGACUGCCUGUUCGCAUCCGUCAUGAUUAUUGUGGCUGCCCAGCUGGAGAUCCUCGUACACCGUCUCUUGGACGUCAGAAACGACGCGGACAGAGUGUAUAAGGAGACAGCCGUUUUGGAGAAGAAGAAAGUUGACAGCAAAUCUGAUCAAAACAUGUACGACGAGUUGCGCGUUUGUAUCAAAACUCACCAAGAUAUACUCGGGUUCGUCGCGUACCUCCAGGACACCAUGAGCCCCAUUGCAAUGACGCAGUUCGUCAUGAGCGUUGUCAUCGCAUGCAUGGCGUUAUUUCAGGCAACUUAUAGUGAAGAGUUCAGUGCAGUACUGAAAUGUGCAUCUUUCCUUACAAUUCCUGUUGGCCAGCUGUAUCUUUAUUGUUGGGCAGCAACUAACGUAACAGCACAGGCAGAGGCGGUCUCGGCAGCAAUAUACAGCUGCUCUUGGGUGGACGCUAGUGAGCGUUUCAAGCGUGCUCUGAGGGUCAUCAUCAGUCGCUCACAGAAGCCGCUGGUUCUCACCGCCGGACACCUCUACCCCAUCGACAAGGAAGCGUUCCUUACGUUGGUAAAUGCCUCUUACUCAUACUACGCAUUGCUGAGUCAAAUGUACAAUCGCUAGUGCCCUCAACGACAAGAGCCAGUAAGUAUGAUGUAGCCGCAGAAGAAGGAAGAGGUUUAAUACAUACGACAA
Molecule: messenger RNA, 1442 nt
Organism: Schistocerca americana (American grasshopper)
Lineage: Eukaryota; Metazoa; Arthropoda; Insecta; Orthoptera; Acrididae
Product: odorant receptor 43a-like
Exons: 5
Coding region: 162-1370 (402 amino acids)
Biological process (GO): sensory perception of smell; detection of chemical stimulus involved in sensory perception of smell
Cellular component (GO): plasma membrane
Molecular function (GO): olfactory receptor activity; odorant binding
Source: RefSeq, a predicted model, not a curated record